ACCAGCCUUGCAAGAUGCACUUAGGACCCCCGCGGCUGGAAGAAUGAGCCUGUCCUUCUUCCUCCUCUUCUUCCUCAGCCACCUGAUCCUCAGCGCCUGGGCUCUCGGGGAGAAGCACCUCGCCCCCAAAGGGCAACCAGGACCUCCUACCACUGCCAGGAGCCCAGAAGGCACUAGUGCCGCCCCGAACUGCAGCAGCGCAACGCCUGCCUCUUCUGCCUCUUCUUCUCCCGCGGGUUCGCUGAGCAGCCAAGGAAGCGGCUUGGAACAGAGCAGUUUCCAGUGGAGCCCCUCGGGGCGCCGAACCGGCAGCCUCUACUGCAGGGUGGGCAUCGGUUUCCAUCUGCAGAUCCACCCGGAUGGCAAAGUCAAUGGAUCCCACGAAGCCAGUAUGUUAAGUAUUUUGGAAAUAUUUGCUGUGUCUCAGGGGAUUGUAGGAAUACGAGGAGUUUUCAGCAACAAAUUUUUAGCGAUGUCAAAAAAAGGAAAACUCCAUGCAAGUGCCAAAUUUACAGAUGACUGCAAAUUCAGGGAGAGAUUUCAAGAGAACAGCUACAAUACCUAUGCCUCAGCGAUACACAGAACUGAAAAGACAGGACGUGAGUGGUAUGUGGCUCUGAAUAAAAGAGGGAAAGCUAAGCGAGGCUGCAGCCCACGGGUCAAACCUCAACACAUUUCUACUCAUUUUUUGCCAAGAUUCAAGCAGUCGGAGCAGCCAGAACUUUCUUUCACAGUUACUGUUCCUGAAAAGAAAAAACCACCUAACCCUAUCAAGCCAAAGGUUCCCCUUUCUGCACCAAGGAAAAGUCCCAACACAGUGAAAUACAGACUCAAGUUUCGCUUUGGAUAACAUUCAGUUUGUCCUUGUGAGAA
Molecule: messenger RNA, 873 nt
Organism: Elephantulus edwardii (Cape elephant shrew)
Lineage: Eukaryota; Metazoa; Chordata; Mammalia; Macroscelidea; Macroscelididae
Gene: FGF5
Product: fibroblast growth factor 5
Exons: 3
Coding region: 44-850 (268 amino acids)
Biological process (GO): positive regulation of protein phosphorylation; cell differentiation; animal organ morphogenesis
Cellular component (GO): cytoplasm
Molecular function (GO): fibroblast growth factor receptor binding; growth factor activity
Source: RefSeq, a predicted model, not a curated record